Durusdinium trenchii is the source of this 216-nucleotide messenger RNA. The record is from the annotation of a GenBank genome assembly. Lineage: Eukaryota; Dinophyceae; Suessiales; Symbiodiniaceae.
GAGGGUGUCUUCCUGGUGGAGUCUGGUCUUGGGACUUCUGCAUCGCCCGAACUGGGUGGCAUUUUUUUGCAGAAGCUUCAUAGCUUCAUCUCGAGCCUGCAAGAGGAGCACCGGAAGCCUGAUGAGGAUGGGGAGAUGGCAGAUGAGAAGCAUCUCACAAUGGCCAUCACGCUGAAAGGGAGUGUCAUCACCGAGGCCAUUCUACGUGGCUUUAAG